Messenger RNA from Carcharodon carcharias (great white shark), 1128 nucleotides. RefSeq lists its product as uncharacterized. The record is from RefSeq and is a predicted model, not a curated record. Lineage: Eukaryota; Metazoa; Chordata; Chondrichthyes; Lamniformes; Lamnidae. The transcript has 6 exons. The coding region runs from base 71 to 868 and encodes 265 amino acids.
CAUUCAGCCCAAGCAGAGCGUGUGGGCAGUUCCUCCCCAGGCGAGCAGUCGGACAGGUCCUGGCUUGAGAAUGAGAAGUGGAUGGAAUAUCUGGGAGUGGACAAUGAUCGGGAAAUCUUACUUCCUCCUGUCACUUCUCCAAGAUUUCACAGAUAAACCCACGAUAUUCCCUGCUGAAAUUAUUGCAGGAAAGCCUGUGGAUGUAAGCUGCACCUUCAACACAACGUGCAAUGGAACAGCAACACCUGUCUUAACCUGGGACACUCCCACUGACGUACCUGGAUCAGUCUCAAACACUGUAACUCAGCGUGGUGUCACUCUGACCUAUACUUCUGUUCUGACCCUGAUCCCAUCACUCAAACACCGCGGACACACUCUCAGCUGCAGAGUGAGAUAUCCAUCUGUUUCAUCGGAGCGGACCCUCGUACUAACUGUGCAAGGUAGAGACUCCAGUAAAUGGACAGUAGGAUUGCUCACGGCUGGGAUCAUGUUGAGUGUUUUCCUGGCUGGAAUCUUCAUCUUCAUCUGUGUGAGAAAGAGAAAGACAGCGACGCAGGAGAGAGUUUCAGGGACCAGAGACAUUGCAUUGACACCCAGCCCACUCUCAGUGAAGCACCAGAGUAAACAGAACGUGCUGAUUACUGAGCCCCAGAGCACAACCAGAGACAUAACUAGAGACGGGGAGACCCCAGCUCCCCAGGAUCACUCUGAAGGUGCAGUGGAAGGCGAUGCUGGACAUGGGAACCCUGACAAUCCCGAUAACCUUCUCUACGCCAAUCCCCAAGUCUUCAGGGAGCCCAGUGGUGAUGGGACUGUCCACAGGGAAGAGGAGACGGAAUACGCACAGAUCAGAUUCAAGCGAAACUGAGUGUGAAACGGGAAGAGGGUGUGAGGAUGUGGGGGCAGGGAUUAAGAUUCCUGGGAACACGAGACAACCCACUGGGGGACAGGGCGAGAGAGGGAGGAAGGGAUUGAAUGGGUCUGUGGUUGGUGUGGUUUGGAAUGAAAUGUUUCCCCAGUGACGACUUGAUGCUGAGUAAUUGGGGACAGAGAUUCAGUGUCUCCAUCUCUCCCAGUCUGUCUCUCUAUCUCUCUCUCCUUCUCUGUCUGUCCCUCUCUCUCUCUCUC